Molecule: messenger RNA, 1215 nt
Organism: Arabidopsis arenosa
Lineage: Eukaryota; Viridiplantae; Streptophyta; Magnoliopsida; Brassicales; Brassicaceae
Source: the annotation of a GenBank genome assembly
AAAAUUUGGGGCUCAAUUUCUCACCAUAGAAGAUACACCGUUAUCUCCGGCGCCUAAGGGGACGUUAGGGCAUUCUUGCGGUGGAGAAAUGGGAGACGACCAGCUAGAUUUCGAGCUCCCCGAAGAGGUUUUGUCGGUGAUUCCGAUGGACCCUUUUGAGCAGCUAGAUCUCGCGAGGAAGAUUACAUCAAUGGCGAUAGCUUCAAGGGUGUCGAAUCUGGACUCCGAGGUGGUGGAAUUGAGACAGAAGCUUCUGGGUAAGGAAAGUGUUGUCCGUGAGCUUGAGGAGAAAGCGUCUCGCCUGGAGAGAGACUGCCGUGAGGCUGAUUCGAGAUUGAAGGUCGUCCUCGAGGAUAAUAUGAACCUGACAAAGGAGAAGGAUUCACUGGCAAUGACUGUAACAAAACUCACCCGUGAUUUGGCUAAGUUGGAGACAUUCAAGCGGCAGUUAAUCAAAUCCCUGAGCGAUGAGAGUGGUCCGCAAACAGAACCUGUUGAUAUUAGGACAUGCGACCAGUCAGUUCCAAAAGCUGAAAGGACCAAUGCACACUCAAUAAACCAUGCUUACAGUGGAUCUACAGACAUGAACAAUCCAAUUGUCGAAGCUUCAAAAUACACUGGAAACAAAUUUUCAAUGACACCGUACAUCUCUCCACGUCUUACCCCAACCGCAACACCAAAGAUCAUCUCCACAAGUGUAUCUCCUCGAGGCUAUUCUGCAGCUGGUUCUCCUAAAAGAACAUCAGGUGCAGUUUCUCCCACAAAGGCAACACUCUGGUACCCGUCAAGUCAGCAAUCAUCGGCUGCAAAUUCCCCUCCUCGCAACCGCACACUCCCAGCUCGUACACCUCGGAUGGAUGGUAAAGAAUUUUUCCGGCAAGCCAGGAGCCGAUUAUCCUAUGAACAAUUCAGUUCCUUCUUAGCAAACAUCAAGGAGCUCAACGCCCAGAAGCAAACCCGAGAGGAAACUCUGCGGAAAGCAGAUGAGAUAUUUGGGGAAGAUAACAAAGAUCUUUAUUUAUCUUUCCAAGGUCUCCUUAACAGAAACAUGCGUUGAACUUUUUCAUAAGCCGUUAUCUUUAAUCCUGGCCAAUGUGAUAGGAUCUUAAGUUCUUAACCAUUGUAGUAUCAAGUAUGUGUAUUUUCGACGGGAUUUAGUAACAUGCAAAGUGUUUUUUUCUGUAUCAUCACAAAAAAUGAAGAAGAAAUAUCUCG